UUGCAACGUGUAAACCACCAGCCAUUUAGAAACACUUUGUUGUGUUGCGCUUCCCUUUCUCUGCUCUUGAACCAUUAAAAUGUGAACUUAAAAACAAGAACCUGGUUAGAACAAGAACCGAUAUCGAACAGAAGCGUUUAUCAGCACUAACACAACUAUGGAUUCCAGAGCCAUUGUGCUUGUUUUCUUCUACGGGCAGCUGUGGUGGAACCUAUCAACUACACUUCCGAUCACUACCACUGCAGUAGUUGGCCCUGGUGGAAAAAACCCCAUACAUUCAUAUGAAACAAGCAAACCUGGAGACCCUACAAAAUUCAACCAGCAAACAUCCACCACACAGCCCCAGGUUCCUGCAGCAGAACCCCCCAAACCUCAUGAUGGUGGACACUUCAUAGCAGCGGUACUAAUUGGGGUCAUCCUGACUGUCAUGAUUGUAAUUAUUGUUGGCAUCUUCCUAUGGAGGCGAUGGAGAAGGUCCGCUACACCUGUCCCACACUGGGCAGGCCGUUCCCCAUUUGCGGAUGGAGAAGUACCAGAUAUGACUGCGGAUAAAGAACCUAUUCAAGACACGAGGCGGACUUCAGUUCUCUCCUUCUUGCCUUGGAAAUUCAACAAGGAUACGCAGCUAUUGGAAAAUGUGGAGGGACAGUUGUCUGAAUCAAGCCAAGGUCCGGAUGUUCUCCCUACAUGUGGUGCUGAAGAGAGUGGCACGCAGUCAAGCUCCACAGCAACAGCUUCUUCUGCAAGCAUGCAAACUGCUGUUUCUGAAGAACCAAGCAGCUUGAUCGAUGUUCCACUCCAGUCUGAUAGUCCAGAGCCACUUGAUCUGCCUCCACCACCAAACUGGCUUGAUGGAGUUAAUGAGGAUCUCUGUCCAAAGCAGACAGAGUCCAUCUCACUUGAACCAAAUGCAGAGAUCCAGUGUUCUGGAUCCCUAGUUCUCUCCCAUCAAAUUCCAGGUGAAGAACUGCUACUACCACCUCCUCCAGAAGACUUAUUAUCUAACUGAUUUAAAGGAGGAAAAUGUUUAGGGAAACAAACCAAUCAAAGAAAAAGGCCAAAAACCUAUCAAAUGCUGUUAGCCUCUAGUUUUUUUGUGAGCAAAAGGUAGCCCCAUUGCCUUUUUCAUGUGAGAACACAAG
Lacerta agilis (Sand lizard) is the source of this 1142-nucleotide messenger RNA. It is a transcript of the gene EVI2B, whose product is annotated as ecotropic viral integration site 2B. The transcript has 2 exons. The record is from RefSeq and is a predicted model, not a curated record. Bases 158 to 1009 code for a protein of 283 amino acids. NCBI's taxonomy places the organism in Eukaryota, Metazoa, Chordata, Lepidosauria, Squamata, Lacertidae. Gene Ontology annotation, biological process: regulation of stem cell division; positive regulation of neutrophil differentiation.